Messenger RNA from Arabidopsis arenosa, 716 nucleotides. The record is from the annotation of a GenBank genome assembly. NCBI's taxonomy places the organism in Eukaryota, Viridiplantae, Streptophyta, Magnoliopsida, Brassicales, Brassicaceae.
AUUUUUUUGGUACCCUCCACCAAUUCUAAAGAAUGAGUGAGAUUAUAGAAGUCGUGUGUAUUGAUGCAAACGUUACCCGCAAAUCUACAUCGAACACAGUGGAGAUCAGUGUAACGCGUGAAAACGUGGUCGCUUUAGGAUCAAGCGAUCCUCCUCCGUUCCCAACCCCUCACCUCCUUUUGAACAACAUCACUAGCUUUGAUGAACACAACAUGUAUCAUCUCCUCUAUCCAAAGCUCCAAGUUCCCAAUUUAUGCAGAAUUCUCUCCUUCAACAUCGCUUCCAAAGCCAAGCGAGUUCAAGGGCCAUUGUACAUCUCCUUUGACGUCACGUUAAGACCAUAUAUAUUGGAGGAACCAGCUAUGGAAACGUGCGCUAUUUGCUUGGAGGAGGAUCAAGACUUAUCCGAAAUGCGAAAUUGUUCGCAUGUCUUUCAUGAUGAUUGUAUCAAUCAGUGGUUAUGUUGGAGUGAUAAUUAUAAAUGCCCUCUCUGCCGUGCUGAAAUUAUGGAUGACGACCAUCUUCAUGAAGAAACAAAUUAGGGUUUUUAUAUUACUGAAUUGAUGAGAUUUGAUCGCCUAUAUAUGUAUAUGGCUAUAUCCCUUUUCUUUUAGUACAAUUAUUGAAUUGGAAUUUUCAUAUAUACUAGAUUUCUUGAUUGUUCCUAGUUAUCGCGUCUUGUGUGUAUCUUUUGUGAAUCAACACACAACUCUAAA